CAGAUUGGAGCACCUGGUCUAGAAGGGGGUGGGGGAGAGACCCAGAGAAAGAGGCACACAGGACAGAGACGGCAAAGACUCAGAAGAAAAAAAGACACCCAGAGAGACAGAGACAAAGAGACAGAAAGACAGAGACAGAGCACUCCGGCUCAAGUGGUGGGUGCUAAGCAGAAGACCACAGGAUGCAGGGGGCGGAGCCAGUGGCCAGUGAGGUCAGAGUGUCUGUGAGGUUGGCCUCUGCAGAGACAGCCCCAAGGUCCCAGGACCCAAGUGAGUGGAAGUUCAUUGGAAGCCCCUGUGCGCCCUGCCUGAGCCAUGGACACCUGCGAGGAACCCCCCAUUGUGUCCCUGGUACCCACAUGUUCCAAAGACCCUCAGGUACUGCUGUGCGCCCUGUGGAACCCGUGAAGAAGAUAGGGCCCCAGCUGACAGUCGCUAAAUGAACAGGGUGGGGUGGAGCUCCACCCCCGGAACUUCCUCUUUCUCUGCCCUCUUCCUUUACGCCUCUCAGUCUGUGUCUUUCUCUGCCCAUUAUCGCCCUUCCCCCGCCUUGGCCAACACCUCUUCUGUCUGGGUUCCUCGAGUGGGUUGCUCCCCAUCUAGGCGAAGAUGUCUGCCCAAGAGAGUUGCCUCAGCCUCAUCAAGUACUUCCUCUUCGUUUUCAACCUCUUCUUCUUUGUACUAGGCGGACUGAUUUUCUGCUUUGGCAUCUGGAUCCUCAUUGACAAGACCAGCUUCGUGUCCUUUGUGGGCCUGUCCUUCGUGCCACUGCAGACAUGGUCCAAGGUCCUGGCUGUCUCAGGUGUCCUCACCAUGGCCCUGGCUCUCCUGGGCUGUGUGGGAGCUCUAAAGGAGCUGCGUUGUCUUCUGGGCCUGUAUUUUGGAAUGCUGCUGCUCCUCUUUGCCACACAGAUCACCUUGGGUAUCCUCAUUUCCACUCAGCGGGUCCGGCUGGAGCGAAGGGUGCAGGAAUUGGUGUUGCGGACAAUCCAGAGCUACCGCACAAAUCCGGAUGAGACAGCAGCUGAGGAGAGCUGGGACUAUGUGCAGUUCCAGCUGCGCUGCUGCGGCUGGCAAUCUCCGCGAGACUGGAACAAGGCCCAGACGCUGAAAGCGAACGAGUCUGCGGAGCCCUUCGUGCCCUGCUCCUGCUACAACUCCACGGCGACCAAUGACUCCGCCGGCUUUGAUAAGCUCUUUUUCUCCCAGCUAAGCCGGCUGGGGCCGCGGUCGAAGCUGAAGCAGACUGCUGACAUAUGUGCACUUCCCGCAAAAGCCCACAUCUACCGUGAGGGCUGCGCGCAGAGCCUCCAGAAGUGGCUGCACAACAAUAUCAUCUCCAUAGUGGGAAUCUGUCUGGGAGUCGGUCUUCUUGAGCUCGGCUUCAUGACGCUCUCAAUAUUCCUGUGUAGAAAUUUGGAUCACGUCUAUGACCGGCUGGCCCGGUACCGCUAGGCCCCAGGCCACUUGUCGGCACCCACGCACCUCCAUGCAGUCAGGAAAUGUUUCCUUCCUGGUUGGUCACAGGCUUGGAGCCCGUGCCUUAGGCCUGAUUUCCUGGGGACCCAGCUGUCUGUCCUACCGACAGCCUUCACUUCCCCCACAGGGCCAGGGACUUUCAUCCCCAGCUUCCUUCCCUGCUCCCUCCUCCCCACACCAUCUGUCUGCCACCUCCCACAUGACACCUCAAAUAAAUCCCCUUCGUUUUUGGUAAAAAUA
Grammomys surdaster is the source of this 1719-nucleotide messenger RNA. It is a transcript of the gene Cd37, whose product is annotated as CD37 molecule. NCBI's taxonomy places the organism in Eukaryota, Metazoa, Chordata, Mammalia, Rodentia, Muridae. The record is from RefSeq and is a predicted model, not a curated record. The coding region runs from base 610 to 1455 and encodes 281 amino acids. Gene Ontology annotation, cellular component: membrane. The transcript is spliced from 8 exons.